Molecule: messenger RNA, 1456 nt
Organism: Oncorhynchus nerka (sockeye salmon)
Lineage: Eukaryota; Metazoa; Chordata; Actinopteri; Salmoniformes; Salmonidae
Product: limbic system-associated membrane protein-like
Exons: 6
Coding region: 437-1189 (250 amino acids)
Biological process (GO): cell adhesion
Molecular function (GO): integrin binding
Source: RefSeq, a predicted model, not a curated record
CGUUGGGGAGUUUCCAGUCAAAAUGAUUCAGCUCGCCUAACAGAAUACAGUGUCCUUCACUGAGGGACGCUCAGGGAUUAUUACGGGGAAUGGAGAUUGUAAUACUUGUUUCAUUAUUGUCUCUGUAUUGUGACGUCACCGAUGCUGAGUGCCUGGUGAUCAGUCCUGCCAGGCUGGUGGUGAAGUAUGGAGACCCAGCCUCCUCUAACUGCAGCUCAGAUACCCCUGUAGAGAUGGGCUGGGAAGCCACCCAGGGAGGAGUUGGUCUAACAGACAACAAGGUGAAGAUCCUAAACUGAAGGCGGACCGUGUGACUGACUGGAAGAUCAAACCUUCAUGCUUCACAGAAGGAGGCCAGUGUCAGAAACAGCUGAACAUCACAGUUUAUAAGCUUCCAGACAGUGUCUCCAUCAGCUACAGGAAGUACCCUGAUCCGAUGGUUGAGGGGCAUCAGUACCUGCUGCAGUGUCUUGUCCAGAACAUCGCUCCUAUUGGGAGACUCAGGGUGACCUUCUACAAAGUCAGUGCCACUGGUGAACAGACAGAAUUAGACACACAACAUAAAUCCAAGGACAACAUCAAGACACCAGAGAAUGGGACCUACACCCUGGACUUCACCCCUGGUAGAGAUGAUGACGGGGCCCAGUUGUUGUGUUCAGCCAUGUUGGAUCUGGGACCAGAGGGACCCCAACCUCCUCCUGUAAUGGACUCAAACCGCCUCAACAUCAACGUGCACUACAAGCCUCAGAUCACUAGUCCUGGAUGUUUCUCCAUGAGCAUCACGGAGGGCGACACCCUAUCACUUAACUGUAGUGCAAAUGGUAACCCUGCCCCCUCGUACAAUUGGUUGCUCUCCCAUGCCGACCCCAACACCAUGGAAGAGAGAUCCGUAGUGACCAUCACCAACAUAGCCAAGUCUCACUCUGGAGAUUACACCUGCAUCGCCAGAAACCUCCUGGGAAACAGCACCUGUACUGUUAACGUGGAGGUCACAGUGGACUACCUGCCCAUCAUUGCAGGGCUGGCUGCAGCUGUGGUGGUGAUCCUCUUGGUGAUCUCCUGUUUCAUCUACUCCUCUUACUAUAAACACAGGCGCAUGGGCCACUACCAGCUGAAAGACAUGUUGCCACGACGACACAAGAACAAACACGUGGUGCAACACAACGGAAUGGACCAGUCCUUUAUGUAGAGGAGGGGUUGGGGUCAGAGCAUGUGAGCCGAGUUGAGCGGUUAGAAAUCCUGAUGAGUGGGUGUGGCUCUCCACGUCCUUUCCUACCGCUCCCUCACAGAAAAAAAACACCGCUCCAAAAUCACUCCAUUCAUUUAUAUCACAAUUUAAAUCACAAUUGAAUCUAUUUUUUUGACUACCUGGACCUACCAAUUGUUUAAGUAUUGAAACCAAACAAUAUGGAUCUGAAUGAAAUGUAUUUGAAUAAACAUGAAAUGAUGAACAUGA